Penicillium digitatum Pd1 is the source of this 3195-nucleotide messenger RNA. Its product is annotated as beta-glucosidase. Gene Ontology annotation, biological process: glucan catabolic process. Lineage: Eukaryota; Fungi; Ascomycota; Eurotiomycetes; Eurotiales; Aspergillaceae. Gene Ontology annotation, molecular function: beta-glucosidase activity. The record is from RefSeq and is a predicted model, not a curated record.
AUGGUUUCCCCACGUGCCAAGGUCGGAGCCUCGCGCUCGGCCAAAUCCUCCAACCCCACGCAUCGCGGCUAUACGUCACUGCAGAAUCCAACGAUCGAACACUCAACCUCAGAGAGCAAUCGGGAACAAAAGGAUGAAUUGGAUACUCCUUCAAGUGGAGAUGAAUGCUCUGAGCAGGUUUAUACAAAACUUCUACCUUUAAAACACGAUAAGGCGCGAGAUCCACGACCCUCGGAUUCCAAAGCAAAUGACCGGAUUCUGACUUCCAUCAAUGUCCCCGAUGACGAGCGUGAUAUUUCAAAGCACAUUAACAAGCUUCUCGAGGUGGAUCACACUGCGCUGUCGGACUCACUCGCCACAGAUUUGGAGGAGGGAUACUCGGGCAGAGACUAUCUGGUUCUUAGUGAUCGAGAUAGUGACGACCAUGGCAUCCCACCGGACAAGGGCUGGUUGCUAAAAGACAAAGAGAACGAAUAUGAGAAGAAAGGCAUGGACUGGAGGUCACUGUUCCGUCUGCAUUCGUGGUGGAAUAUUGUCGGCGCGUUGACAAUCGCCCUUCUGGUAGUCUGGCUUUCGAUCAAGGGACUACCCUGGUCCUCUGCCGGAGCUGCCUUUGAUGAAUAUCAAGCGGUUCCCUGGUACCCUACUCCCCUUGGCGGAACGAGUGAACAAUGGAAGGAAAGUUAUAUCAAGGCCCAACACAUGGUCAAAGAAAUGACUCUUGCCGAAAAAGUGAACGUCACAACCGGAACAGGAUGGCAAAUGGGACUCUGUGUUGGAAAUACUGGACCUGCUGAACACGUCAAAUUCCCUUCUCUUUGCCUACAAGACGGCCCACUUGGACUCCGAUUCGUGCAAAACAUUACAGCCUUCCCCGCAGGAAUCACCACGGGUGCGACAUGGAACCGUGAGCUUAUGCAGAAGAGGGGCUAUGCUCUUGGAAAGGAAGCGCGGCUGAAAGGCGUGAACAUCAUUCUCGGUCCAUCCAUGGGGCCGCUCGGCAUGAUGCCUGCUGGUGGUCGUAAUUGGGAGGCAUUUGGUUCAGAUCCGGUUUUGCAAGGCGUGGCUGCGGCAGAGACCAUUCGCGGUAUCCAGCGGAACGGGGUCAUGGCGACGGCGAAACAUUUUAUUGGGAAUGAACAAGAACACUUCCGCCAGUCGUUUGAAUGGGGUACUCCAACUGCACUCUCGUCGAAUAUUGAUGAUCGUGCCCUGCACGAGGUCUUUGCCUGGCCCUUCGCGGAGAGUGUACGUGCCGACGUGGCUAGUGUCAUGUGCUCCUACCAAAUGGUCAACAACAGCUAUGCUUGCGAGAAUAGUAAGCUCAUUAAUGGUAUUCUGAAAGAUGAGCUCGGCUUUCAGGGAUUCGUGCAGUCGGACUGGCUGGCUCAGCGCUCAGGCGUUCACAGCGCCAUUGGAGGCCUUGAUAUGAGCAUGCCCGGUGAUGGCCUCCAUUGGGUCGACGGUGUCCCGCUCUGGGGAAGUGAACUGACCCGUGCAGCGUUGAACACGUCUGUUCCCAUGGAGCGUUUGAACGAUAUGGUCACUCGUAUCGUGGCCGCCUGGUACCAUUUCCAACAGGACUCUUGGGAACCCCCAUCACCCGAGGGGGAUGGCGGUCCGAACUUCUCCUCCUGGACGAAAGAGCGAGUCGGACACUUACACGAAGGCUCACCGGAUAAUGACGCAACAGGCGUGGUCAACAAAUUUGUCGACGCACAAGGAACCGGCGAGCACGCUCAUUCCAUCGUUGCUCGCCGUAUCGCCGCAGAAGGCACUGUGCUUUUGAAAAAUGUCAACAAUACACUUCCACUCUUGCGUACACAGUCCGCAUCCGAUGGCAAAUACCGGGUCGGUGUAUACGGUGAAGACGCUGGUCCCGGCCAAGGACCGAACGCUUGCGCUGACCGAGGAUGUAAUCAAGGCACCUUGGCCUCUGGUUGGGGUAGCGGGGCUGUAGACUUCCCUUACUUGAUCAGUCCGUGGGAAGCACUGCAAAAUGCGUGGCCGAAAGACUCUGUGGAUGUGAAGGCUUACUUGACGAACAACGUUGCACCUCAAGACCUCGGAGCGCAGGACCUCUGUUUGGUUUUUGUCAACGCAGAUGGAGGCGAAGGAUUUAUCCGCAGUGACGGCAUUGACGCAGACAGAAAUGACCUCUUUCUGCAAAAGAACGGCACUCAGUUGGUAGAAGCGGCGGCCAAACACUGCGGCGGUGGCCAAGGGAGAACCGUGGUGAUUGUACACUCCAUUGGUCCUGUUGUAAUGGAGUCUUGGAUUAACCUUCCUGGUGUGCACGCUGUACUGUAUGCAAAUCUACCGGGGCAAGAAAGCGGGAAUGCAUUAAAGGACGUUCUGUUUGGAGAUGUCGAUGCCAGUGGACGACUACCAUAUACCAUCGGACGAAGCCUACAAGACUACGGCCCAGGGGCGCAAGUCCUGUAUAAGCACACAGACCCAUCCGUUCCACAGGUCAAUCUUGACCAGGGCCUGUACGUUGAUUACCGCUAUUUCGACAAGUUCAACAUCACUCCCCGAUUCGAGUUCGGCUUCGGUCUGUCCUACACAACCUUCGACUAUACUGCACUGAGCAUAGAAAAACUGCAGAAGAAGUCCCAAUGGCCUUCCAAACGGCCCAAAAACGAAGCCGACCCUCCCACAUACGAUGACAAACAGAGUGACCCUACUAGCAGUUUAUUCCCCCCCGGUUUCCGUGCACUCCGCAAAUAUAUCUAUCCAUACCUCGGGACCUUGGACGGAACCGAACCCGGCCCAUACCCAUACCCGGAAGGAUACAAGAAACAGCAGAAACCAUCCGCCGCAGGUGGCGGGCUGGGCGGGAAUCCCUCCCUAUACGAGGCUAUGCUCGAGCUCACCAUUCAAGUGACAAACACCGGCACACGCACAGGACAAGAUGUGAUCCAGGUCUAUGUCUCCUUCCCAGAAGAUGUCGCCGAGCACCGUGGACUGGGCUGGUCGCGCCAGUCGAUUGAGUUCCCUGAGCGGGUCCUGCGGAAUUUUUCCAAAGUCCUCCUGGAACCGGGUGAGACCAGAAAUGUCAAGAUGACACUGACUCGGAAGGACCUCAGCUUUUGGAGUGUUCGCGCGCAGAACUGGGUGUUGCCUACUGAAGGUAAAUUCCGUAUCUGGGCUGGGCGUAGUUCUAGGGAUCUACCACUCGUGGUCGAGUUUUGA